AUGAACUCAUGCUAUUUAUUUAUCACCUCAUUUUUGCUGCGCAUGCUGCAAAGUCAUCCCAGACUGUGCCUGGAUAAUAUAUUUUCUCCCUGUUUAGGAUCUUGGCAGGUAGGAAGGGGUAAGAUUGGAGGUCACAUGAUGGGGAUUUGAUCUUGCGGUUCCUGCUCAGUCCAGCAUCACCACUCUUGGGAAUGGGGAACUGAUGGCAUCCCAUGGGAGAUGGUGGCUUUUUUGUUUCUGAAUCCAGCAGGUAUUGCGGCGUUAGUGGCUCUGAUGUUCCUUUCUUUGGGCACUGUUCUGCCUUGCCCUCCCAUUUGCCAGAUCUGCUCUGUAUAUGCAGUUGAAUGUGAGGAGGUUUCUUCACUCGAGGACGUCUUAACCACCUUGCCAAGUUCCACCCAGCAGAUCCUUCUACGGCAAGGGAACCUUAGUGAGAUACCUCCUCUGGCUUUCAGCAAUUUCACCAAUCUUCAUUUAUUGUCCAUCACUGGCUUCCUAGUCUCCUCACUGGCUGACCUCACCUUUUUUAUACCUUAUGUCAACUACCUGAAGAUUCUGGAUCUCAGCAACAACCAACUGCUCAGUUGCACCAUUGAGUCCCUGGCUUUCUCAGGUCUUCUGUAUCUUGAAGAGUUGAUUCUAACCAACAACAGCUUGGACAUUUUGAGGAGGACCUGGUUCUUGGAAAUGCCAGGACUCAACAAACUCUUUCUGGCCAUUAACAGAAUCACAUACCUUCCCCCAAGGACAUUUGAGAACUUAAACAAGCUUGAUGAACUGGUAGUCUCCUCCAAUAUGAUUCAAUAUCUCCCCAUGGAUGCUUUUUUUGGUUUGCUUUCAUUGACCAAGCUGGACUUAUCAAGUAACAAAAUCCUCUUUAUCAACCAUGAAGCCUUCCAACCUUUGCAAGCACUCAAGUAUCUCCUGUUAUUCCAGAACAGGCUGACCACCUUGCCAGGUCUCCCUAAUUCCAUCACCUUCCUGUUUAUUCACAGAAAUCCUUGGGUCUGCGACUGUCAGCUGAUCCACUCUAUGGAAUUAAUGCAGGCUAAAAUCCAAUUGCCUGCUGCGGUCACUUGCAAAAGACCUCCCUUUCUUGCAGGACACCAAGUGUCAAGCAGCAAGCUUCUGGGGUGUACUUCUAGCUAUUUGUCUUCCUCCCUGUUCUCAACCAUUGAUUUGCUACCCUCCAAUCCCAGAAACGUCAAGCUGAUAUUUGGUUUGCUAGAAAGCAAAGCUGCCUUAACCAUGCUGGGUGUUCCGCACAGUGUUGCAAAAACGCUGUCAGAAGAACGCUGGUUAGCUGCUUGUUUCCCAGGCUUUCAACCCACCUCUGUCAUAGCCAAUUGCGCAGGUGACAUUGAUUCCAUUUAUGAGUAUCCUUCUCCACUGGUGAGUACCACAGCCCUCAACACAACCUCAUUUGUUCAGAUGACUGUGACAGAGCCAAUACAGAAGAAUCAGGACCAGGGAAUGGAUGUCCUGCAGAUUCUAGGAACAAAACCUGUGGCUGUCACCGGUCGCUCAGUGGACCUAUUGCCUCCAAAUAGGAUGGAUAUCAGAGGCUUGAGUGAAGAAAUCCAGCAUCCAGAAUUACUGUUGGAGGCUGUGGCAGAGGGCAUUGAGCAACCUUUAGAGGAGGGUGAUAAGCAUGCAGUGAGCCCAUCUUCCAACACCAGUUACUAUUUUUUCAGAACAGGCACUGAUCCACCUUUGCAGGAGUUUCCUGUCUCCAUCAGGAGCUGCAGUAAAGUCACCUUCUCAGACAUUGCAGGAGAUAUUAAUCAAAAGUCUCCGAGCAUCACUUCAAUCUGCCCUUUGGUUGAAAGGAUGUACCAGAUUGACUUUGCCCUUCCAGUUGAAGAGGAGGCCAAACCAGUACAAGGUGAAGAAUGGGAUGGAUAA
This is a messenger RNA of Candoia aspera, 1905 nucleotides long. Its product is annotated as reticulon-4 receptor-like 2. The coding region runs from base 220 to 1905 and encodes 561 amino acids. Lineage: Eukaryota; Metazoa; Chordata; Lepidosauria; Squamata; Candoiidae. The record is from RefSeq and is a predicted model, not a curated record. Gene Ontology annotation, molecular function: protein binding. The transcript has 3 exons. Gene Ontology annotation, cellular component: extracellular matrix.